This is a messenger RNA of Loxodonta africana (African savanna elephant), 3960 nucleotides long. It is a transcript of the gene NUP58, whose product is annotated as nucleoporin 58. The record is from RefSeq and is a predicted model, not a curated record. Gene Ontology annotation, molecular function: structural constituent of nuclear pore. Gene Ontology annotation, biological process: nucleocytoplasmic transport. Lineage: Eukaryota; Metazoa; Chordata; Mammalia; Proboscidea; Elephantidae. The coding region runs from base 154 to 1947 and encodes 597 amino acids. The transcript is spliced from 16 exons. Gene Ontology annotation, cellular component: nuclear pore.
CCCUUCGGCCUUGUCUUGGCCGCCGUUGGGGUGAGGUUCCCGCCAGGUUGGAGCUGGCGUGAGAGAUGUCCUCCGCUCCGCCGCGGCGGUGAGGCGUGAGGAGCGGUCCCGACUCUUCCGGGUUGCUAACGGCCCCGGGCCCAGGGUGCAGCCAUGUCCGGCGGCUUUUCCUUCGGAAGCGGGACCCUGGGCUCCACCACCGUGGCCGCCGGCGGGACCGGCACGGCGGGCGGCUUCUCCUUCGGGACAGGGGCGGCUAGUAACCCUUCUGUGGGGCUCAGUUUUGGAACUCUUGGAAGCACUACAGCUCCUGCAACUACAUCUGCGCCUUCAGGUGGUUUUGGAACUGGACUUUUUGGAUCCAAACCUGCCACUGGGUUCACUCUAGGAGGAACAAAUACAGGAAUAGCAACAACUAUUUCUACAGGAUUAACUCUGGGAGCACCAGCCACUACAUCUGCAUCUACAACAGGUUUUAGCUUAGGAUUCAGUAAGCCUGCAGCAUCUGCCACACCAUUUGCUCUGCCGAUUGCUUCUACCUCAGCCAGUGGUCUCACUCUUUCUUCUGCUCUGACAUCAACUCCAGCAGCUUCCACAGGAUUUACUCUAAAUAAUUUGGGUGGAACAACAACUACAACUGCAUCAACAGGCCUUUCUUUAGGGGGGGCCUUACCUGGUUUAGGAGGUUCGCUUUUCCAGAGUACAAAUACAGCAACACCAGGACUUGGACAGAAUGCUUUAGGCUUGACUUUGGGAACUACUGCAGCUACUUCAACUGCGGGGAAUGAAGGCCUUGGUGGCAUAGAUUUUAGUAGCUCAUCAGAUAAAAAGAGUGAUAAAACAGGAACAAGACCAGAGGAUAGUAAAGCACUGAAGGAGGAAAACCUACCUUCUCUCAUCUGCCAGGAUGUUGAAAACCUCCAGAAGUUUGUGAAGGAACAAAAACAGGUCCAAGAAGAAAUUAGUAGAAUGUCUUCAAAAGCAAUGCUUAAAGUGCAAGAGGAUAUUAAAGCUCUAAAGCAGCUUCUGUCAUUGGCUGCCAGUGGGCUACAGAGGAAUACUCUCAAUAUUGACAAAUUGAAAAUAGAAACUGCUCAGGAGUUAAAAAAUGCUGAAAUAGCUUUAAGGACCCAGAAAACACCACCUGGACUUCAACAUGAAAAUACAGCCCCUGCUGACUAUUUCAGAAUCUUGGUUCAGCAGUUUGAGGUACAGCUUCAGCAGUACAGACAGCAGAUUGAAGAACUAGAAAACCAUCUUGCUACUCAAGCAAAUAAUUCACAUAUAACCCCUCAAGAUUUAUCAAUGGCUAUGCAGAAAAUUUAUCAAACAUUUGUAGCUUUAGCUGCACAACUUCAGUCUAUUCAUGAAAAUGUGAAGGUGCUCAAAGAACAGUACCUUGGCUACAGAAAAAUGUUCUUGGGUGAUGCUGUAGAUGUGUUUGAAGCCAGGCGAACAGAAGCCAAGAAGUGGCAGAACACACCCAGAGUUACUACAGGACCCACCCCAUUCAGCAACAUGCCAAACGCAGCAGCCGUUGCCAUGGCUGCCACACUUACACAGCAGCAACAGCCUGCUACAGGGCCACAACCAUCUCUGGGAGUUAGUUUUGGAACGCCUUUCGGCUCAGGUAUUGGCACUGGCUUGCAAUCAAGUGGCUUAGGUUCUUCAAACCUUGGAGGCUUUGGAACUAGCUCUGGUUUUGGAAGCAGCACCACAGGGGCCUCCACAUUUGGAUUUGGAACAACAAAUAAACCCUCAGGAAGUCUUAGUGCAGGCUUUGGCAGCUCAAGUACAUCUGGGUUUAACUUCAGCAACCCUGGCAUCACGGCGUCAGCUGGUUUGACAUUUGGGGUGUCCAAUCCUGCCUCUGCAGGUUUUGGAACAGGAGGACAACUCCUUCAGUUGAAGAAACCGCCAGCUGGAAACAAAAGAGGAAAAAGAUAAACAUAUGGGUUGGUGUGUUAAGAGAAUCCAUAGCAGCAUCGCUCAUUCUGAGUCUAUUUUUCUAAAAUUGAUGCAGUAAUUAAAUGCAUCCGAGAUUUAUAAAGUUUUGAUAUUUUUCCCUACACUGGAAUUUGAACUUCGUUCAUACUUGCCAUGCCGAACAGCUUUUUCUUGUGAAUUUACAACCCGGUUGUGUAUUUUUCAUUAUUUUGAUUUGUAAAAAAAAUGUUCUGAUUAUAUCACUGAUUGACUAGUAAAACCCACUGUUUAACUUAGUGUCGAUAGCAGUGUUUCUCAGUAAGGUUUACACUGUGUGAAUAUAUGCACAUUGGUUUAGUAUACAGUUGGUAUGACUCUAGGGUCUGUACUAACAUCAGUUUGUUUCCUGAUAAAGGCCUUUGAACUAUAUACACUGCAGGGCGUCUUGUGAAUAUGUAUAUAAAUAUACACAGAAGAAUACACACAAUUGUGUAUGCAUAGAAAAUAUAUAUUUACAGACCUACAACUCUUGCCUCAGACUGUUCCCCUUUUCUAAGGGUAUCCAGUUUCUCACCCUUUAAGCUUCAAAUCCUCAGUGCUUGUCGAACGAUGAACUAGGAGCACCAGUUCAUUACCAGCUGUUGGCUUAAAGACUUGUUGAAAUAGUUUCUGGCAUAAAUAUUUGGUCAGCUCAACUUCACUGAGUCUAGCAUUAGGUAGACCUAUUUAUCUUUUAAGUACAGUUUUCAGAUGGAAUGUGAAACAUGGAAUUUUCCGUUUUCGUUUCCACUUUGGAUUUUAGCAGCUAGUCCACAAGAGGAACGCUGUGAGAUUUGUCAGGCAGAUUUUAACUUUCAUUAUCUUAUAAAUUCCCAUAUUGCACAUAUAAAGUGUUUUUUUCUUUCCAAGAUGGGCCUUCAGGAGCAUAUUUGAACUCCAGACUGGUGUUCUGGGACAAAGAGCUAUUAAGCCAAAUCGAUUCUAUGCAGGUGACGGAUGCACUAUUUAGUGGAAACUUUUCUAGCUAUUCCAAUCGAGUUCUUUCUUAGAGGGCUAUCGAUGUUGACACCAAAUGGAGUGGCUUAUCAGCCUCUUAAUGUCUUAAGUAAGUGCUUAAUAUGGAAUAGAAAAACAGUAUAUUUUAAGGAAAAACAAAUUCUUUGUAGCAGCUAUAAACGUUCCCUUGUUCGGAUGGUGACAGAGCUCCAGGUAAUAAUAGCCCAUCGGAAUGUCAGGUUGCAUCUGUGUCAUAGUGUGUGUAUUAGUACUCGUGAGUGAAGCAGAGUGCAGAGAAAUGAGAGCCCUUUGAAAGAGAACUGCCUUAGCUGUGAUUUCCAAGAGAAACCAUUAGGUAGACCUAUUUAUCUUUCAAGUACAGUUUUCAGAUGGAAUGUGAACAUGGAAUUUCAUUGAAAAUAGUUUUCUAUAUAGAAGGGUUUGUACAUAAUGUGCAUCAAGUGAAUAUUUUCAGAAUCAUUUUCACCAAGGCACCUUUUUUUCUAAGAUAGGAUUGCAUAUAUAUAUAAACACAUAUAUAUUUUUAGUAUAAUGUUAGUUGGGUUUAAUUAUAAAAGUAUUGUCCAAUCUGUAUUAUUUAUCUGCAUAUAGCAAUGGUUGGCUUUUUUUAAUUGAAAUUUGUGCACCUUAAUGCAUUAAAAUAAGGAAAAUCGUUUGUUUUGGGGCACUGAAUUUGUUUUUAUUUCUGUGUACUUCUCUAAUAUUGUAAUUCCCAAAUCAGAUUGUGGAAUAGGUUAGGAAAGGUGUAAUUUUGUGUUUUGAAUUACUGUCAGAAUUAAGUAUACAAUUAAAUCAAACUUUUUUUUUUAAGGGACAUGCAUUGGGCCGCAGAAAUCUGAAUAUUUAUAUUGUUGUUUUUUUUUCUUUGUAUAUUUUACAUUUUAAUAUGUUGAACCACUGGAAAUUUUGUAACAGAAUAAUCUGUGAUAGGAGUUAAAAUGUGUUGUCUUUGUCUCCACUGUCUUCACUUUGUCCAAAGCCUAUCGUUAUGUAAACAAUAAAAUUAUUGUGUCAGUU